AUGGCCGUCGAAACAAUCAACUUCGGCUUCCUUCUGGUGCCAUUACAGCUCCUGGACUUGGCCGGUCCCAUGGACAUCGUCGGCAACAUCUCCCAUGACACGGUGGAGAAAUACGGUGGGAAGGAACUAGCAAAAACGGCCCCUCAAAUCAACUUCUUCCACAUCGCAUCGACGUUGGAUCCAGUGCCGCUGACGGGCGGGUUCUUGGCCAAGCCGACGACGACGCUCGCAGACUGUCCGCAACUCGAUUACUUGCUCAUCGGGGGCCCGGAUCCGGCGUAUGCGGCCAACUUGCCACAGGACAUGCGAGAUUUUAUUGUAGAGAGGUCGAAAAGUCUCAAGGCCUUGUUCACCACGUGCACGGGCGGACUGGUCGCUGCGGCGACCGGGGUGCUGGAUGAGAGGUCGGCGACUGUCAAUCAUACUCUGAGCGAGGCCGGGCGAGAGAUUGGGCCAAAGGUAAGGUGGAAUUGGACGCUAAAUUGGGUGGUGGAUGGCAAGUUCUGGACUGCAGCGGGCGCGGUGGCGGGCAUGGAUAUGCUGGCGCAUUGGGUUGAGGUGUCGUAUGGGAAAGACUUGCUCAAUUUCUCGACCAUGUUGUUGGAAUAUCAGCCUAGAGACGUGAAUGGGAAGCCGGUUAGCUACAUGAAUGGAUUGGGCGACAUCGUUGAGGUGUGA
Exophiala bonariae is the source of this 678-nucleotide messenger RNA. RefSeq lists its product as uncharacterized. The record is from RefSeq and is a predicted model, not a curated record. Lineage: Eukaryota; Fungi; Ascomycota; Eurotiomycetes; Chaetothyriales; Herpotrichiellaceae. The transcript has a single exon. Gene Ontology annotation, biological process: regulation of DNA-templated transcription. Bases 1 to 678 code for a protein of 225 amino acids.